AGUCGAGGAGAUAUACGCCGUCGGGAAUGAUGUCGCGCAAAAUGCCGCUCGCUUGGGUGAUGCUGUACAUGUCGUCAGCGCGUGCAAAGGAACGCUACCGUAAAUACAUGUGAGAAACCCGAGCAAUAUUCCUUCAUUCUUCGUCAGUGCAAAUUACCGACAAUCAGGGAUUAUGUUUUGCCUUGGAUCAGGCCAGGAAAGACCGGAAGCAAAGUGCGGAUACAGUCACAUCCGGGCAUCACGCAUUGGCGGCAUACGUUGGCACAGAACCCACCGGUCUUUGAGAUUCCUGGAUUUCUGACUACAAAAGAGUGUUCCCUGAUUAUCAGCCAGGCCAGAGCGCGGGGUCUCCGCGGGGCGAGGCAGAUGGGGGCCCAGCAGGCCAAGACCAGCGACCAGGCUUCAGGACGGGUAGCGCAGACUGCCUUCGUCAGCGGUGGACGUCAUCUGCUGUUUAUACGGCACAGGAUAUCAGUACUGACCGGAAUCCCCCUCGACCUUGUUCUGGAGAGUGAACCUGUGCAGGUGGUGAUGUACACAGAAGGUGGACACUACCACAGCCACUACGACAGUUCCAGGCAUGUGGGACAGGGGAAGCCAUGCUGUCACCACACCUGGUUCCCUCACACCAAACACCGCUGUGUCCUGUGUACAUAUCUGACGGUGCUGGUGUAUCUGAAUGACGUCGAGGAGGGGGGAGAAACAGCAUUCCCUGUCGCAGACGAGGAUCACGAUUUCAGAAUAUCGAAAGAACACACUAACCUGACGGAAAAUUGUCACCGUGCACCUGUCGCCGUGACCCCGGAGAUGGGCAAGGCGGUCAUGUGGUACAAUCAUUAUAAGGAGGAGAAGACUGGCUGGAUCGGGCCACUGCACAGACGGUCUCUUCAUGGCGGAUGUAAUGUCAGGAAUGGAGAAAAGUGGAUUGCCAAUUUUUGGAUCAAUGCUGCUGACUAUGUGGACAAAGACAGAUAUAGUAUAUACACGGAACGCUGGGAGUAGAACAGAAUAAGAUAUGUUUACUUUUCUUUUGUAAACUACGUUUUCCCCCAAUACGUAAUAUCCCUUGAAAGGGAAUAGAAACCUGUCGGAACAGGGUCAGAUGACUGAACACUGGUUUGCCAAAUUAUACAUGUUUGUGCGUGGGUGUCUUUGUGCAAGUUCACGUGCGGUGGGUGUGUAUGUUUUAUAUCAAAGUAAUGGUUAAGGAUGAAUUCCUUGAAGAAAAUCAUUAUAUCCUGUUGACUAUGUAACGCCACAGAUUGAAAUAUCGCAUCUGUGUAUCGUCUUCUGUGUUGUUUUUGUGGUGGGUAGCAAGGGAGCAGCUUGUUGAAAAGGGCUGUGUACCUUUGCUGCAAGGCUGCAGGAAUCUACUUCUUGAACAGCUAAAAGGCAUUGGCUUUAGGUACGGUCAUCGGUCAGUGAGAAUCUUCUCUAGACUAAUGUAAGCUUGUAGUACCUUGUAGUAGUAUGCCACCUGUUUGUGGUUUCACCAGUGGUAUAACCUGAAUACCGUUAAACGUGGCAUGAACACUCAGGAGUACCCCCUUGAUUAGGAAGUUAAAUUCAGGGAGGUAUUAUUCUAGAAGUAGAUGUGAUUACGCUUUAUUAUCGACCUAGAUUGGUUAUUCUAAAUUUCGGGGAAGACCUCUUUGAUUUAGAAGGUACCAGGAGGCAGCUCUCUUAUUAGAGUUAGUCUUUGAGAAGACUUAAAAGUAGAAACGAUGGGAAGUCUUUGCUAAGACGACCUCCGGACAGGACUCAAGUGGGUUCAAGGGAGAUUACUCCUUAACUGAGACGUAAACUCAAGGGAGGUAAUUUUCGAACUAGACUCCAGGGGGGUUACGAUUUGAUUUUGAAGCAGAUUCCAAGUAAACUACCUGGCAAAAGAAAGACUUCCCUUACCAAGAAAUAGAAACAAAGACGUUUGUAAGAUUUAUGAUAAUUAAUGUACAAACAGAAAUCAUUUUCCAUGUUCGCCCUGUCUCCUUGCACUUGCGUAAGCCUUUGCAUAUUCGUGGUGUUUUAUUUCUUAGUUACUGCAUACUUGCUUUGUACAACAUCGGUGUUUAUGCCGCAAUCAAUCAGGUGCAUUUAGACCAAUGUCCCAGAAAUAAGUUUUUCACGUUUUAUAAAAUGCACGACUCGUACGAAAUUUUCGAACAGCUGCGUUGUCAUCGGAACCAUGUUGCGUUUUCUGCUUGGGUUCAAACCUGUACCAGAGCUUUUGUUUUUUAUACAACUUCUUUAAAA
This is a messenger RNA of Haliotis rubra (blacklip abalone), 2253 nucleotides long. RefSeq names its product transmembrane prolyl 4-hydroxylase-like. The record is from RefSeq and is a predicted model, not a curated record. The transcript is spliced from 8 exons. Gene Ontology annotation, cellular component: endoplasmic reticulum. Bases 367 to 1002 code for a protein of 211 amino acids. Gene Ontology annotation, molecular function: procollagen-proline 4-dioxygenase activity; iron ion binding; L-ascorbic acid binding. NCBI's taxonomy places the organism in Eukaryota, Metazoa, Mollusca, Gastropoda, Lepetellida, Haliotidae. Gene Ontology annotation, biological process: peptidyl-proline hydroxylation to 4-hydroxy-L-proline.